UGGUGGUAUUGUCGGUAAUGAAAUGAAAGGUAUUACCGGUAUUAUACAGUUUGUAUAUGGAAUUUCAACCUAACAAACACGAAAAGUCUACCAGUCGUUAUACCAGAAAAUUGCGUUCGAAGUGUCACACGUCUGGCUCAUAUUGUUUUUUUUGAUGGACGCUUCGUGUGUACAAACAUUCGAUAAAUAAACAAAAUUUGUGAACAAUUGCCGUAAAUCAUAAAUUCAAACUAUUCUCAAAGUAAACAAACUUAAUCAUGAUGAUGCCACGGAGAGGAGGUGGGAAAAGAAUCCGAAUGGAUGAUCCCAUUCCACCUGAUUGUGAAGACGAACCAUUCCAAAUGCCGAGCACAAGCGAACCACAAUUAAACGAGAGCUUCUCGGACGAACAUGGUGAAGGCGACUCACCCACAACGAAAGCCGGUCGCAUGACUCGUUUGCGAGCACGAGGUGGUGUCCGAGAUCGACCGCCCAUCAUUGACGACGAUGACGAAGAUAUGUUCCGUGUUGCUCCGAUAGUUGUUCGAGCAAAACGUAAAGUGGGACGCAAACCGGCUGCCGAAAAACCACCGAAAGAACCGAAGGAAGUUGUCGAAAAGGUUGUGGACAAGGAGCGCGAUGUGACUCACGACGAGUCCAGUUUGUACUACAUUGUUCGACAUUCCAAGUCGCCGAUUACCAGCAUUGUCGACGACUGGAUUGAACAAUAUAAAUUGGAUCGACAGAAUGCAUUGUUGAAUUUGAUGCAAUUUUUCAUCAAUUCCAGCGGAUGCAAAGGACACAUUACCAGUGACAUGCAGGAGUUCAUGGAACACACAGCAAUCAUUCGAAAAAUGACCGAAGAGUUCGAUGAAGAGAGUGGCGAAUAUCCGCUGAUAAUGCCCGGUCAACAGUGGAAAAAGUUCAAAUCGAAUUUCUGUGAAUUCGUUGAAACGCUGGUGCGGCAAUGUCAAUAUUCGAUAAUCUACGAUCAGUUUCUGAUGGAUCACGUCAUAUCCCUGUUGACCGGAUUGUCGGAUUCGCAGGUUCGAGCGUUUCGUCACACAGCUACGUUAGCUGCAAUGAAAUUGAUGACUGCCCUGGUGGACGUCGCACUGCUUGUCUCAGUGAAUUCGGACAAUGCCAGUCGGCAAUAUGAAACGGAGCGACUGAAGACUCGCGACAAACGGGCUUCCGAACGUCUCGAAUCACUCAUGGCCAAACGAUCAGAACUGGAGGAAAAUAUGGAAGAGAUCAAAAGUAUGUUGACCUACAUGUUCAAGUCGGUGUUCGUGCACCGAUAUCGUGACAGUUUACCCGAUAUCCGAGCGAUUUGCAUGACAGAGAUCGGUGUGUGGAUGAAACGUUACUCCAAAAAUUUCUUGGACGACUCGUACUUGAAAUACAUCGGUUGGACGCUACACGAUAAGGUUGGCGAGGUGCGAUUAAAAUGUCUGCAGGCAUUGCUGCCGUUGUAUGAUGACGAAGUGUUGAAGGGGAAACUGGAAUUGUUUACGUCGAAAUUCAAAGAUCGCAUUGUUGCGAUGACGCUUGACAAGGAGUUCGAUGUUGCUGUGCAAGCCGUUAAGCUGGUUAUAAGCAUUUUGAAAAUUCAUCCGGACGUUUUGACCGACAAAGAUUGUGAAAUCGUCUACGAAUUGGUUUAUUCAUCCAAUCGUGGUGUUGCACAAGCAGCUGCUGAAUUUUUGAAUGUUCGCCUGUUCCGUUUGGAGGAAGGCAUCGAAACAGUACAAACUAAGAAGGGUAAAGCACGCCUUCCCAACACUCCGCUCAUCCGGGAUCUGGUCCAGUUUUUCAUUGAAUCUGAGCUCCAUGAACAUGGCGCCUACUUAGUGGACUCGUUCAUCGACAGUAAUCCCAUGAUCAAAGACUGGGAAUGUAUGACUGAUUUGCUGUUGGAGGAGCCAGGUCCGAUGGAAGAAACAUUGGACAAUAAACAAGAGUCGACGCUGAUUGAAUUGAUGGUUAGUGCGGUGAAACAGUGUUCGUCUGGCGAACCACCGGUCGGACGUGGAAAUAAUCGAAAGACUGCACUGACGACAAAGGAAAUCAAACAAGUUGCCGACGAUAAGCAGAAAAUGACGGAACAUUUCAUUCAACAUCUACCGGAUCUGUUGGAACGUUACAGUGCCGAUGCCGAAAAGUUGACCAAUCUGCUGGCCAUUCCCCAGUUCUUCGAAUUGGAGAUUUACACGACUUCGAGACAGUUGCAUAAAUUGAAAGCGCUGCUGGAAAUUCUUGGCAAAAUAAUUUACGCACACACCGAUCCCGAUGUGCUGGAGACUUGCGCCAAAACCUUGGAGUGUCUGUGUACCGAAGGAACGGCCAUUUAUACAACUUGUGAUAUUGAACGAUCGAACAUAAUUGACGAAUGUGUCAAACGAUACAUGGAGGCUAUUGACGAAUGGAGGAAUCUCAUCGAAGGUGAAGAAAUUCCGGACGUUGACGAUGUAUCGAACGUAACCAUCGGUCUGCGUAAAGUGUCCAUUCUGUAUUCGUGUCACAAUCUGAACGCUUGCGGUCUAUUCAAUUCAUUGUUCAAAGACAUUGACGAAUAUCGAUCUGGUGUGAUUGGCGAUAAAGGACUGUCAGCUGAUGCACUGGUCUACUGCAUCGACUCCUGUUUCUUUUCGAUAUCAUGGGGUCUCUACUAUCUGGAAAACGUUUGCGAAAAAUCGUCCUUCUUCGACACAAUCACCGAACUUCGUACUAAUUUGCACAAAUUUAUGAGCACGUGCACGGAGCUGGUCCGAAGUAGUCAAAAUGCUCAGAUUCAAGCGGCUGCUUUCAAUUCCAUAUGCGACCUGUUGAUCACAUUUUCCGAUCAAUUGAGUACGGACAAUUUGGCACUCAGGGAUCUCGAGUACGUGGCAUCGGUCAGUCAGCAACAAGUUUUAAACGAUUUUGUGCAGAACAAUGUUUUCUCAACGCAACAGGAAGACGGGCCAGAUGAAUCUCGAAUCGAGAAAUUGCACAAAAGGAGAAAUUUUCUCGCUGCUUACUGUAAGCUCGUCGUUUAUAAUAUGAUUCCAGUGAAAGCUGCUGCUGGCAUAUUCAAGCAUUACGUGAAGUACUACAAUCAAUACGGCGACAUAAUCAAGUUCACCGUGGGAAAAGCUCGUGAAAUAAACAAAAUCAAUUGUGCGUUAACAAUGUGCAUAAGCUUAGUGUCAACGUACAAAGAAAUCCAACAGACUUACGAUUCCAUCUACGUUUCGAAGAGCUGUCAGGAAUUCACCGAUUUGAAGGAAUUGGCUAAGCGAUUCGCUCUGUCGUUCGGACUGGAUGCGAUUAAAAAUCGUGAGGCGGUCAUUGCACUCCAUCGAGCCGGAAUUUUAUUCGCCGUUACGCAUAGUAAUGAGUCAGUUGACGAUCCGACAUCAUCACCGCCGUGCCUACUGUUUCUGGAAAUUCUGAAUGAAUUCACCAACAAGCUGUUGAAGCAAGACAAGCGGGUGGUUUUGAAUUUCUUGGACCGACGCGUUGCAUCUGGAAUGCCAUCCAGUCGCGGUGAGGAUUGGCAACCGCUGGUACUGUACCGAAAUUCGUUGUUACAUGGUGAAACCGAUCAAGUGCCGGUGACAUCGAAACGAGCCUACACUCGAAAGCAAAGGAAAGAUCAUCAUAAUGAUGAUGAGGACGACGACAAUGACGAUGAUGAUGCGGAUGCAGAUCCGGAUUUCAGAGGUUAGGAAGAACCGUAAAGGCCAGCAUUAAUUUCGUCUAUUUAUUACAUUGUACUAGUGUUCUCAGUCAAUAGACCAAUCAAGUGUCGUUAGAUAUUCUUUCGUGUAAUUAUUGAAAACUCUACAAUAAAUGUAAUUUCA
Messenger RNA from Bradysia coprophila, 3827 nucleotides. It is a transcript of the gene SA1, whose product is annotated as stromal antigen. Gene Ontology annotation, cellular component: nucleus; chromatin; cohesin complex. NCBI's taxonomy places the organism in Eukaryota, Metazoa, Arthropoda, Insecta, Diptera, Sciaridae. Gene Ontology annotation, biological process: sister chromatid cohesion. Gene Ontology annotation, molecular function: chromatin binding. The record is from RefSeq and is a predicted model, not a curated record.